Molecule: messenger RNA, 3522 nt
Organism: Cladophialophora bantiana CBS 173.52
Lineage: Eukaryota; Fungi; Ascomycota; Eurotiomycetes; Chaetothyriales; Herpotrichiellaceae
Exons: 8
Coding region: 1-3522 (1173 amino acids)
Biological process (GO): regulation of DNA-templated transcription; DNA-templated transcription
Molecular function (GO): hydrolase activity, acting on carbon-nitrogen (but not peptide) bonds; DNA-binding transcription factor activity, RNA polymerase II-specific; DNA binding
Source: RefSeq, a predicted model, not a curated record
AUGGGUUCUGAUUAUAUCAUCAAAAAUGCCACCGUCGUUUCGGUCGACAAAGAUAUUGGCACCGUAUCAAACUGUGACGUUCUGAUAGAAAAAGGCGUCAUUACAGCCGUCGGUCCAGAUCUACAGUAUUCCUCGAAACCCAUCGUUAUCGACGGCACGAAUGCUAUUGUCUCCCCGGGCUUUAUUGACACUCAUCGACAUACUUGGCAGACGCAACUGAGGACGAUCGGCUCCGACUAUGUACUGUCGGAUUACAUAUUGAACUUGAGACAGAUUUACGGAGCGUCCUACACGGUUCACGAUGCGUACCUCGGAAACUACUGCGGUGCACUGGACUCCAUUGACAACGGAAUCACAUACCUGAUUGAUCAUUCGCACAUUAUCAACUCCCCGGAGCAUGCUGAUGCCGCCAUCAAAGGGCUCCAAGAUGCGAAGAUUCGAGCAACAUUCUGCUAUGCUAUGUAUCCCAAUCCACACUGGGAAGGAUCAUGUAUGGAUAAAGAACGAGAAGAGAAAACGCCAGAUUGGAGACUCCAUGAUACCAAAAGGGUCGCAGAGAAGUUUUUCAAGUCCAGCCAGCCUGGUGAUCUGUUGCGGAUGGGCUUCGCUUUGUCUGAACCUGACUUGACCCCAUUUGACCGACUCGUCCAAGAAAUCGAUUAUGCAAGAUCUAUUGGCUGUAAGGUCAUUACUGGGCACUUCAACUUCGGCAAAUGGGAUCCGGGUAAUUGCAUAAUAAGGCAGUUCGGGCAAAGAGGUCUGCUCGGAUCGGAUCUCUUACUCAGCCAUGGUAAUACCUUGCGUGAUGAUGAGCUUGAGUUUAUUGCGAAGCAGGGCUGUGGAAUAUCCAGUACGCCUGACACUGAGCUGCAGAUGGGCAUGAGUCACCCCGUAGCUUUUAAGGCUAAGGAUCGCGGCUGCAGCGCUUCUCUGGGUGUCGAUGUCUGCUGCAGUGCGCCGGCGGACAUGUUUGCGCAAAUGCGACUCCUAUUACAGGCCCAAAGACAUCUUGAGCAUGAAGCGGGAGACAGCGCGCCAUUAAAGAUGUCACGCAGCUGCGAAGAAGUACUGGAGAUCGCUACAAUGGGUGGCGCCAAGGCUGUUGGACUCGAGAAAGCCAUUGGGAGUAUUACUCCAGGUAAAAGAGCAGAUCUACUGGUCACCAGAUGUGACGCUCCUAGACUGGUUCCGGCACAUGACCCCAUUGGCACUCUUGUCUUGUAUGCCAAUGGCUCGGACAUCGACACAGUCAUGAUCAACGGCGAGAUUGUCAAGUCUGGGGGAAAGUUGACCAAUGUGGAUUGGCCGAAGCUCAGGGAGGAACUCCGCGCGUCGGUCGCCGCAAUCAUGGAAAGAUCAAAGCAGGUUCCUAUGGAAGAGGUGGAAGCCACGCGGGAUUACAUGAUCCGCUGUACAGGGGAGAGGCCAAAGUGCAAACGUUGUUUGAGAUUGAAGCAUACAUGCGUCUACAGUGUCCCCUUCAAUGUGCGACACUCGAAGCCGCAGCAACCUCUGGGCUCUGGGUUCGAUGAGAGGCGUGCUUCACAAACGCCUAAAUCAGCUCGAGAGGACAAACUUGCCACAACAACCAAUUUGACAAGCACCGCAAACUCUCAAAUUACUUUACCUGUCCUUUCGCCACAACCAGCGUUCGAAGAACGAUACAUCGGGAUACCGAAAGGAUUGGUGUCUACACUGGUUGACCUCUACUUCGAAAAUGUAUACAAUGCUCAUCUUCUGCUUCACAGAAGAUCUUUUCUCGAGGCGGUGGUCUCUGGUACCGCACGUCCGCACGUCCUUCUCGGAGUUUGCGCCUGGGGAGCAAAUUUCUACCGGGAUAACAAUGGUCAAGCUACCUUAAAGGACCAUGGCUUCAUGGUCGAAUGGGCUCAACGCGCAGGCAAGCUCGUGUUCCACGAGCUCCAUGAGCUUCACGAAGACAGCCUUGUCACAUUUGUGAACCUGAGUGUCUUCUGGCACAGCCAAGGUUCAUGGAGGAUGGCUAUUCUGCACAAAGGAAGCGCAUGCAACCUACUGUCUAUCAUAGGUGUCGGGUGUGGAACACUUCAACAGGACGCCUCAUGGGAGUCUGAGGUUCGUCGACGUCGCUGCUGGGCCACUUACCUGAUGCACUGCCACAACUCUGAGUCAUUGUCUAAUUUCCCAGUUGCGGGUAUGGAGAAGCUCGCACUCCCAUGGCCAGAAGGGGAUUUCGAAGCUCGACAUUCGAGGAGUGCUCGAGUCACUCUAGACUCCGGUGAGGGCAAUGGAGGAAUCUAUGCCGAAGUGAUCAAGGUGUUGACGCUCUGGUCAUUGGUACAUUCUUGCAUAAAGACGGCCGAAUCCAGCCUUGCCACGCAGCUCCCGGCGAUGUAUGCUCUCCAAGAGAAGUUGUCGGACUGGUGGCGCAAGUUGCCCUCCAAUAUGCGUCUGACACGGACCAACAUAUCUGCUACACCCAAACAUUUGCUGCCCAACAUCCUCCUAAUAAAUGUGGUAUAUCAUCAAUCUCUAUGCGCUCUCCAUGCCUCUAUUGUCCCUCUGUUCUGUUGGGGCGGAGUUGAUGAAAGCUGGUCGACGGCACGACAACUCUCUGCACAGCUCGCGUAUGAGCACGCCUGCACGACUUCUGAACUGCUCCACGUCGUGGCAUCAAUAUUUGACAGACUCAGCGCAAUGCCUAGCUUCAUCUGCUAUGGCGCAUAUUGUGGCUGUGCGAUACAAAUCCCAUUCCUCUGGAGCUCCAACCCAUCUGUUCGCGAGAGGGCGUACACUAACGUCAAGGCCAACAUGAAGAUGAUUGAUAUCAUGUCGAAAUACUGGAAGUUUGCCGCGCUAUUGAAAAUCUACGUUCGGUGCUUGUACAAGGGGCACAAGCAGCACCCCACGGUGCUUGAAGACGAGCCGAAAUACCUGGAUCCCCAGAAACUGACACGCUUCAAGAUGAAUGCUCCCCACGUGCAGGCUUCAAUCCUCGAAUUCAUCGGCAUCCUCUAUUCAAGGGAAGAUGGAUAUGCACAGCCAGGAGAAACGCCGGGCCUCGAGAUCGAGCACCUCGGUACCAGAGACGGAGCGCCAUCUCGCUCGUCCAUAUCAGAAGACCGCGAAGCGGACCCCGCAGAGCAAAAGGAACUUCAUCUUACGGGCGAUACGAAUUGGCCGCAACCGUUCCCGACAGUCCCAUUCACCCCAGAAGCCUUAGUACAGUAUCAACAAGAUCAAGCACAGCAGCAGCAGCAGCAGCAGCUCCCGGCUUUCUCAUCCGCAUUUUCAAACCAGCAUCAACCCGAUGCAGUCCCCCUUGAGAGCCAGACCCUGGAUAUAUUUCAGCCUCUGUUCGACCCAGAGACGAUGCUGGACCUCUUCCCGAACGGCGAGCUGCCUGACCUCUCAGCAUUUGACACGAGUCCGCUGGACUUGCGUCACUUCGAACUGGAGGGCUGGGAUGACGAUGGCACGGGCGCGAGUGCCUCCUCAGUUUCUUGGACCGCAGCUACCAACGCGAGGCUAGCGCAGAGAUAG